Cajanus cajan (pigeon pea) is the source of this 1554-nucleotide messenger RNA. Its product is annotated as GDSL esterase/lipase EXL3. Gene Ontology annotation, biological process: lipid metabolic process. The record is from RefSeq and is a predicted model, not a curated record. Gene Ontology annotation, molecular function: lipase activity. NCBI's taxonomy places the organism in Eukaryota, Viridiplantae, Streptophyta, Magnoliopsida, Fabales, Fabaceae. Gene Ontology annotation, cellular component: extracellular region.
CAUUACUUUGCUCAUUACUCUCAGAGAAAGCAGAAGAAAGCAAUAGCCAAAAAUACAUACAUCUUUCUAUGAAGCUCCUUUCUUCUCAUCUGGCUUCAAUUUCUAACUCUCUUCUGAUCCUUUUGACAUUACUAUUAUUAAUAGUUGUUUCUAGCAAAAUAGAGGGUGCUGUGAAAGUAGCAGCAAAUGUUGUGAUUCCAGCAGUGUUGGUGUUUGGAGAUUCGAUAAUGGAUACUGGAAACAACAACAACAACUCCCUAACAUCAGCUCGCUGCAAUUUCCAACCUUAUGGCAAAGACUUUCCCGGAAACAUCCCUACUGGCCGAUUUUCCAAUGGAAAGGUUCCAUCAGACAUUAUAGCGGGGGAAUUGGGCAUAAAAGAGUUUCUACCAGCAUAUUUGGAUCCAAAUCUCCAACUUAGUGAAUUACCCACGGGUGUGUGUUUUGCAUCCGGUGGUGCUGGAUACGAUCCUUUGACAUCAAAACUUGCGACAGCUAUACCACUAUCGGGUCAACUAGACAUGUUCAAAGAAUACAUAGUGAAGCUUAAAGGACUCGUUGGAGACAACAGAACAAACUUCAUUCUCGGCAACAGUCUUUUCCUUGUGGUUUUAGGCAGCAAUGACUUUUCCAACACAUACUUUUUGUCCCAUAUCAGAGAAUUGCAAUAUGAUGUUCCUGCUUACUCUGAACUUGUGGUUAACUCAGCUUCUAAUUUCUUCAAGGAAAUAUAUGAUCUAGGAGCACGGAGGAUUGCAAUAUUCAGUGCACCGCCAAUUGGGUGUGUGCCGUAUCACAGAACAUUGGCUGGUGGAAUUACAAGAAAAUGUGUAGAAAAGUACAACAAUGCAAUGGUGCUAUUUAACGACAAACUGUCCAAGGAGAUAGAUUCCCUUAAUCAGAACCUUCCAAACAGCAGGAUUGUUUACUUCGAUGUUUACAACCCUUUACUUGACAUCAUUGUAAACCACCAAAAAUAUGGUUAUGAAGUCGGGGACAAAGGGUGUUGUGGCACGGGCAAAAUAGAGGUUGCAUUGACAUGCAACCAUUUGGAUGCCACGUGUGCCAACGUUUUGGAUUAUGUGUUUUGGGACGGUUUUCACCCAACUGAAAGCGUUUAUAAAAAGCUUGUGCCCCUUGUUCUUCAAAAAUAUAUGCACCAGUUUGAGUGAGCAAUUAAUAUAUUUCCUUUUUAUACAGAAAUCUACCUCUUAGUUCUGAUAUAUGCCAGUUUGGGUGCGACUUUGCUACCAAAUAAGUUUUAUAUUUAAAAGCUAAAUACCAUGCAUACAAUUGUAGCAUAAAUAAGGGCCUUCGGAAUGCAUUUUCUUUGGAGGUAUCUCUCAACCGAAUUCCUUCACAAGGCAAGGAGAGGGAUCAUCCACCCUUCGGAAAAUUCUGAUUGUCCAACAUGCGUGCCUCAAUUUUUUAGUACAGAUAUUUUUCAAAAGUAUGGAAGCGAUGUUUAAAUUGGAUUGGGAUUUUCUGAGCUUUGUGUAUUGAUUGCAAGGACCAUUUUCUUCGAUUUCUCGUCUUAGUUGUUGUUCAGUCUUA